AAGCUCAGUACGAGUUCGACUUUUAGGUGUAGCUGACGUUAUUUCCACCACGGUGGUCGACAUCGAUUUUUCCGUACUUUUCCGGUAAAAAAAAAAGUUCUGUUAUAUUUCGGAGUGUAUGUACAUACAUCUUAAUAGUGUUUAAACGUACUCAUUCAAGCAAGUAAAAAAAGCAAUAAGAAAAUGUGUAAAGAAGUCAAUUCGAGUAAUAAGCUUUAAUAGUUUGCAAAAUGUUGAAAAAUCGAUAAUUACUCUCAACCAACGUUAACAAUACCUUGCAGCGAAUCGACAAUUACGGUCUUCUUUUGGUCCAGAAAAGAAACAAUUAAACUAUACUCUUGAAUCAACGUUCAAGAACUUUUUACAAUUAGUUCGUAACAAAAAGUAAUCGAGUUUAAAGAAAUUAUAUACACACAUACAUUUGAAUAAAAUCAAUACAGCUCGUGAAACUUAAUUCUCUCAAGAUGUCUGUGAUGACGCCAGAAAAAUCGCUUUUAGCGUACUUUAAUCACUUUAUAGUGAGCAAGUUUUCAUAUUUACUGGAUGAGAUUGAUGGCUAUUUAUAUUAUUUUGGCGGCACUGCAGGCGUUGUGACCUUGACUGGUCUCGCUGCUGCGACAGCCUAUUAUUUCGCAUCACGUCCCAUACCGGAAAAGCCGUUAGUGCCUCUGGAUAAUCAAGCGCCCAUUUUGGAGGGUCCUGAUCACAUACAUGUCUCGAAAUUCUACAAAGAAGCCAAAAAUGGCAAAUUCAUCAGCUACAUUACCGAGAAUGUGCGCACCCUGUAUCAGACAUUUCGCGAAGGUGCCUACUCCUCCAACAAUGGACCGUGCUUGGGUUGGCGCGAGACUCUCACAUCACCAUAUCAGUGGAUCAAUUACGAUGAGGCGUUGUUGCGCGCCAAAAAUUUCGGUGCUGGCAUGAUUGCCUUGGGUGCGCGUCCCAAGCAGUUGGUUGGCAUUUAUUCACAGAACCGGCCUGAGUGGAUUCUCUACGAACAGGGUUGUUACUGCUUCUCGUUGGUCGUUGUGCCGCUGUACGAUACGCUCGGACCAGAAGCGUGCGCGUUCAUUAUGCGUCAAACGGAAAUGUCGCUAGUUGUUGUGGAGGACGAUGCUAAGGCUUUGCUGAUUUUGGAUAAGGCGCCGCCCACUUUGAAGAUUGUAGUGGCUAUCAAGCCAAUACGUCAACAAACAUUGGAUCGCGCCAGAAGUCGUGGUAUACAGAUCUUCUCGUUCAUCGAUGUAGAGAAAUUGGGCGCCAAGGGCAACCAUCCAGAGGUGCCACCGGUCUCCGAGGACUUGUGCACCGUUUGCUACACAUCCGGCACAACCGGCAAUCCGAAAGGUGUAAUGCUGACGCAUGGCAAUGUGGUGGCCGGCGUGUGUGCGGUGAUCUUGCAAAUGGGUGAACACCGAAUUCGCGCCGGCGAUGUAAUGAUAUCGUUUCUGCCAUUGGCUCACAUGUUCGAGCGCUGCUGUGAGAAUGGCAUCUACUAUGUAGGUGGUUGUGUUGGCUUCUACUCGGGCGACAUCAAAGAGUUGACCAAUGACCUGAAAAUGCUGAAACCGACCGUUAUGCCGGCUGUGCCGCGUCUGCUCAAUCGAGUGUAUGACAAAAUCCAGAAUGAGAUUUCCUCCUCGGCGAUUAAGCGUACGCUGUUCAACAUGGCGCUCAAGGCCAAGGAAAAUGAGUUGUCGCGUGGAAUUAUGCGACGAAAUGGUUGCUGGGACAAGCUGGUUUUCAAAAAGGUACACCAAGCUUUUGGCGGAAAUCUGCGUUUAAUGGUAGUCGGAUCGGCGCCGCUAGCCGGUAACGUAUUGACAUUCAUGCGUUGUGCAUUAGGUUGCUUGGUGUUGGAGGGUUACGGUCAAACAGAGUGCACCGGCGCCAUCACGCUGACCGUACAAGGCGACUAUGUGCCGAAUCACGUGGGUCCUCCGGUGUCCUGCAACGCAGUCAAACUUGUGGAUGUGCCGGAGAUGGAAUAUUUUGCCAGCCAAAAUACUGGAGAAGUGUGCGUACGCGGUUCUAAUGUGUUCCAUGGUUACUAUAAAGAUCCCGAGAAAACUGCUGAGGCCGUCGACUCUGAAGGCUGGCAUCACACAGGCGACGUCGGCAUGUGGCUACAGAAUGGCACGCUACGCAUAAUCGAUCGCCGCAAGCAUAUUUUCAAGCUCAGCCAGGGUGAAUAUAUUGUACCAGAGAAAAUUGAGAACAUUUACACGCUGAGCCAAUAUGUAAAUCAGGUGUAUGUCUAUGGCGAAAGUCUCAAGAGCUGCGUCAUAGCUGUUGUCGUGCCUGAUGUGGAUGUGCUCAAGCAGUGGGCCAAUGAGAAUCGUGUUAGGGGCACACUAUCUGUGCUGUGUAAUAACCCACAAGUGAAGGAGCUCAUCAUGGGCGAUAUGUUGAAUUGGGGAAAACAGAGCGGACUUAAAUCCUUCGAACAGGUAAAGGAUAUCUACUUACAUCCCGAUCCAUUUUCCGUGCAAAAUGGCCUAUUGACACCCACAUUCAAAGCAAAGCGACCGCAAUUGAAGAGCUACUUCAAGCCUCAGCUAGAUGACAUGUACAAACAUUUAGAUUAAAUUUAAGAUACAACUGUAUUCCGUUUUCUAAAUGCAUUAAGCUGAGAGGAGUACUUGAUGAACGAGUGCAGCGCGUGCGCUAAGUGUAUUGAAUGAUGGCAAAAAAUAUGCCUAAAGGGAAGAUGCACCACGAAAAUGAGGAUAGUCGUAUCUACAACAUAAAUCUUAUUCCUGCUCAGUUAAAUUAAGAAUGGGAGAGACCCUUGAUAGCAAAAAGUUCACAAAAGUUACAAGAAAAUUUACAUAAGUAUGUAUUUUAAAAAGCUUAAAACCUAUACAGUGUUUGAAAUAUGCGAUUUCGAGAUUUCGAGAGAGAAACACUAGUCGAUCAUAAAAUAGUUAAUUUCACCGCAGUUUAAAUAUUUAUAAAAUAUAUAUGUAUUUCAAAUAGCCAGAUUGAAAAAAAAAACAAUUUAAAUUUUUAACCACACUCGUCGUUAGGGCACUACAAUUCAUACAAAAUAUGUGUACUGUAAAAAGGAAGUAUGGAGUAGCAUAUAAAUGGGGGUAAGUGUAUGUACAUACAUACAUAGGUACACGGGAAAAUAAAAGUAAACCAGCAGUAUGAUUUAGAAAUUUCAUAAAACGGAAUACUGCAAAUAUUCUGAAACUCUCAAUUUUCGACCACCUCAA
Messenger RNA from Rhagoletis pomonella (apple maggot), 3221 nucleotides. RefSeq names its product long-chain-fatty-acid--CoA ligase 5-like. Gene Ontology annotation, biological process: long-chain fatty acid metabolic process. The transcript has 12 exons. Gene Ontology annotation, molecular function: long-chain fatty acid-CoA ligase activity. The record is from RefSeq and is a predicted model, not a curated record. Bases 465 to 2588 code for a protein of 707 amino acids. Lineage: Eukaryota; Metazoa; Arthropoda; Insecta; Diptera; Tephritidae. Gene Ontology annotation, cellular component: membrane; endoplasmic reticulum.